Molecule: messenger RNA, 1074 nt
Organism: Sparassis crispa
Lineage: Eukaryota; Fungi; Basidiomycota; Agaricomycetes; Polyporales; Sparassidaceae
Exons: 12
Coding region: 1-1074 (357 amino acids)
Biological process (GO): positive regulation of ubiquitin-protein transferase activity; protein neddylation
Cellular component (GO): ubiquitin ligase complex
Molecular function (GO): cullin family protein binding; ubiquitin conjugating enzyme binding; ubiquitin-like protein binding
Source: RefSeq, a predicted model, not a curated record
AUGCCUCCUAAAAGAAAACGGGCGGACGAAUCCGUGGCUACUACGACACGGACCACCCGCUCGUCGGCUCGCGCAAUGAGCGUGGAUACCGCGCCUUCGGUCGCGUCUGCGUCAACCCCCGUGAAUACCAUGUCCACGCUUUCGGAGGUUGAGGGCGAGGCAGAUGAGCCACCACCUCCAAAGAAGGGUAGGGCCAAGAAAGGAGGCACUUCCAGGGCGAAAGGGAAGAAUAAGAUACAACCUACUACCGCUAAUGAAGCCCAGUCCCAGGAUGUCAACGAUAAUGAACCGUCUACGUCCAAUAACACAAAAUCUAAGAAAAGAGCACCUGAACCGUAUACUCCUGCGGGAGCGGCGUCCCUAUUCAGCAGUUACACUGACCCGGACGAUCUGAACGUAAUAGGCCCAGAGGGCUUUGAGCGCCUGUGCUCGGACAUGGAUAUUUCGCUGGAAGGCGCUCUGCCUCUCGUACUUGCAUGGCAGAUGAACGCAAGUGAGAUGGCGAAGAUCUCUAAGGAUGAGUGGCAAACGGGGAUGGAAGAGCUCCAAAUUGCGUGUCUCGAAUAUUUGGCUUUAGCUCUGCACGACGUCGAGGAUAUGCUGCUGUUAAACAAACCGCCCCUGAAACAUCCUGCAGUCACCCCUGCACGUACCAAAAAGAAGACUGUUCCGUCGGAGCCUUACAACCGUGUGCGGUAUUGGAAGUACGCAGCGGAUACAAACAAGGCGUUCUCAGAAUUGUAUUCUUACUGCUUCAAUCUCGCCAAGCCAGCUGGAGCCAGGAAUAUCGACAUGGAGACAGCGUCUGCAUUUUGGAGUGUUCUUGUUGUACCGCAGUAUCCCGUCAUGAAAGAGAUGCUAGAAUUUAUCAACGACAAGGGAACCUACAAGGGUGUCAAUAAGGAUCUCUGGAGCAUGAUCCUUGAGUUCUGCCGAACAAUUCAACCGGAUUUGUCAAACUACGACGCGGACGGUGCGUGGCCUACAAUGAUUGACAAUUUUGUCGAGUGGAAGACCAGCAGGAGUAAGGUUGAUAGAGAAGAACCCGCUGCACCGAUGGAUGUGGAUGAAUGA